ACUGCAGCAACUUCAAAUAGAGCCAUGAAAAGAUAGAGAAGUCAUUUUAAUGACUAAGUAGCUCACAUUUAAUUUAUUUUACAGUUCAACAAUGGCCAUCACUGACAUCCUUUCUGCUAAAGAUAUUGAAUCUGCUCUCUCCAGCUGCCAGGCUGCGGAUUCCUUCAAUUACAAGUCUUUCUUCUCCACGGUUGGCUUAUCCAGCAAAACUCCUGAUCAGAUAAAGAAAGUUUUUGGAAUCCUUGAUCAGGACAAGAGCGGCUUCAUUGAAGAAGAAGAGCUUCAGCUGUUUCUGAAAAACUUCUCUUCGAGUGCCAGAGUCCUCACCACUGCGGAGACCAAGGCUUUCCUGGCUGCGGGUGACACUGAUGGUGAUGGCAAAAUUGGAGUAGAAGGUAAGGCUGCUGGAAACUUCAUCAAAGUCAGCUUUGAAAUGCAGACAUCUGGUUACACCUAAAUGGCCCGAUGUAGGGCACACCCCGUCAUUUAGCCCAGUUCUUCCUGUCACGUUUUUCAUACUGAAAAAUACUCCUUUUUUUCAUAGCCUUAUUUCUA
Molecule: messenger RNA, 555 nt
Organism: Phasianus colchicus (ring-necked pheasant)
Lineage: Eukaryota; Metazoa; Chordata; Aves; Galliformes; Phasianidae
Product: parvalbumin, thymic
Cellular component (GO): cytoplasm
Molecular function (GO): calcium ion binding
Source: RefSeq, a predicted model, not a curated record